Messenger RNA from Etheostoma spectabile (orangethroat darter), 1508 nucleotides. It is a transcript of the gene ifng1, whose product is annotated as interferon gamma 1. Gene Ontology annotation, cellular component: extracellular region. Bases 156 to 776 code for a protein of 206 amino acids. Gene Ontology annotation, molecular function: type II interferon receptor binding. The record is from RefSeq and is a predicted model, not a curated record. Gene Ontology annotation, biological process: immune response. NCBI's taxonomy places the organism in Eukaryota, Metazoa, Chordata, Actinopteri, Perciformes, Percidae. The transcript is spliced from 4 exons.
UUCAGGGCAAGACGCACACAGUCAGACAGGUCUCAAUCCAGGCCUGUACCCGUCCUCGGCAUCGCUCCAUCAGGGACUCAAACCGCCGGUCUCACACAUACAAGGCCUCCACGGGUCUAGGAUUCAAACCAGCGGCUAUACUAAGCAGGGCUACGAUGGUUGCCACGGCGCGGGCAGUGGUCUGCCUGUCUUUCUGGUUGUCUGUGGUUCAGGUCCGGGGAUCCUACAUCCCUCCAAUGAUGAACAAAACCAUCCAGGACCUCCUGCGGCACUAUAGUAUCUCACCUAAAGAGAGAUUUAACGGGAAGCCGGUCUUCUCUAAAGAACCGCUGACUGGAAAAAUGGAGGGAAAGCGGGUGUUGAUGGGAGGCAUUCUGGACACAUACGAGAAGCUGAUUGGCCAGAUGUUGAAGCAGCAGCCCACCCCGGCCCCCCAGACCGCCGGGAGCAACGAGCGUCUCACCCCUGCCAACCCCCCCGCCGGCGCCGGCACUGCCAGCGAUGGCAGCGUCAGGUGGGGGUUGAACUACAUCCUGCAGAGGGUCCAAGCGCUGAGGAAAAACUACUACCAGGAGCAAAAGACGCUGCUGCAGAAGCUCAAGGCUCUCGACGAAAUCCAGCUGAAUAACCGUGUGGUCCAGAGCAAAGCAUUGUGGGAGCUGCCGUGGCUGUACGAGGAGGCGAGCUCGUUGAACGACACCAUCAAGCUGGAGCGGAGGAUGAGGCGCCGCCGCCGCCGCCAAGCCCGCAAAGUCAAGACUCGUCUGACCGCCUGAAACACCGACAACCACAGCAACAGGGAUGAUUUAACGACAAAAAUAAAAAUCAAUUAAAAAUACAUUACAAUGCCAAAGAAAAUCCAAAUUUAAACCAGCGUGCCAACUUCUUAUUCUAUUUUCUAGGAGGUUUUUCGAGAGGUUAUUUAUGAAUAAAUGUAUAUGUAUUACACCAGCAGCCUAAGCCUAUAGAAGAUAUUGUACAUUUCUAAAAUUCAUGUGUCUUUUUAAAGGAUGUUCGGAGCUCGAUACUUGAAAGAAGCGUGGCUUCAGGUUUGAUCCUGUGAAAUGUUUAUGAAAACUAAAAGUCAAUCAACUCACUUUAUCAAACACAAUCUCGACCAGUUUCCACCUGGAAAUACUUGAUUUCUACUUAUUUUAAAAUGUUUAUUUAAUGCUCAGAAAAUCAGCCAAUUAGAAAUAUAAUAAUUUAACUGUCAGCGGCUCAUGUAGUACAAAGUACACACAUAGUACAAAGUACACAUGUAGUACAAAGUACACAUGAGUUGAAUACUGGCAUAACCUUAAAUGCACUCUGAACAUGUGGGUCCAGCACUGAAGUAGAAGUACUAUACUCUUUAGGGAUUUGUUGUAUUUUACUGACAUGUAUUAUUCUAUUUAUGUUUGUAUUUAAAGCGUAUUUAAUAAGCGUAAUGCAAUGACUGAUGCUAAUUUAUUGUAUUUAUUGAUUGAUUGGUACAUGCAGCGAAAUGCAACUGAAUAAAGCACAAU